GUUUUUCAUUUAAUGCCAAGGAAUGUGGGGGAAAAGCGCUAUUCUUUAGUUCGGGGAUUAGACACGUCACACGAGAAGAAGAGGAGAAACACAAUCCCCGUCCUUUUCAAAGGGCUCUUCCUUGUUCUCCACAGUUCCUCUUAUUCACCCCUCUAGAGAAUCUUUUCACGUCAGCGAGUCCUUCCCACAAGCUGGCCAGAGACACCAGAGCGGGUGGAAAAGUGAACAAGUUGCAUGGACGAACGGGAGCCGCAUUCACAAGCAUGCCUCCUGAAGGAUGGAGCUCCCGGGAUGUUCAGAAGAGGUCCCUGCUUUCCUAAGGUCUCGGCCAGAGAGCACCGGAACGCUGAGAGCACCAUAUGGUGUUCAGAACCCCCAGUAAUAGCUGCCAGCAAAAGAACGUUCUAAAUAUGCUUCGAUGCAAUUUGCAGUGGCAUCUCGUCUUGCUAAAUUUUCUGACCUGUGGCCUCGAGAUCUGUGUGGCAGCUGGAAUUACAUAUGUCCCUCCAUUACUGCUGGAAGCUGGAGUUGAGGAGCAGUAUAUGACCAUGGUCUUAGGAAUCGGACCCGUCUUGGGGCUCCUGUUCAUACCUCUGAUUGGCUCGGCCAGCGACCACUGCUCCAGCCGUUACGGCCGGAGGCGGCCCUUCAUCUGGCUGCUGUCGCUGGGAGUGCUGCUGGCCCUCUUCAUCAUCCCCCACGCCGAUGUCUUCGCGUCCUUCAUCGGCUGGGGCGGCCGGGCCCUGCAGGUGGCCUUCCUCAUCCUGGGCGUGGCUCUGCUGGACUUCUGCGGCCAGGUCUGCUUCACCCCCCUGGAAGCCCUGCUCUCGGACCUGUACCACGACGAGGAGACCUGCGGCCAGGCCUUCGCCAUGUUCUCCUUCAUGGUCAGCCUGGGCGGCUGCGUUGGGUAUCUGCUGCCAGCCCUGGACUGGAGUGAGAGCUACCUCUCUGUCUACCUCGGCGGCCAGGAGGAGUGCCUCUUCGCCCUGCUCACUGGCAUCUUUAUCGUAAGUGUCCUUGUCACCAUGAAGAUGUCGGAGGAGCCCGGCUACCCUCCCCAAUGCCCCGUGCUGGAAACGAAGCCCUUGGAGGGCGCCAGAUGUGUCCCCCGCUCCUGCUGCUACCUGCUCAAGUACAAGUUCAGGAUCUCAAAGUCAGGGCCUCUGAUGUGCCUGGUGCGGACAUGUUGGUCGAUGACCCCUGCCAUCUACCGCAGCUACUGCCACGUCCCGCGGGUCAUGAGACAGCUGUGUGUGGCUCAGCUGUGCAGCUGGAUGGCCGUCAUGUCUUUCAUGCUCUUCUACACAGACUUUGUGGGCGAAGGCCUUUAUCAGGGGGUGCCCAGCGCUGCCCCGGGCACAGCAUCAAGGCUGCGCUACGAUGAAGGCAUUCGGAUGGGGAGUCUUGGACUUUUCCUGCAAUGUGCUACCUCAACGUUUUUCUCACUGGUGAUGAGUAAGCUGGUUAAACUGUUUGGCUCCAGGAGGGUCUAUUUGACCAGCAUGGUGAGCUUCACCUUGUCUGCACUAGUAAUCUGCCUCUCGAAGAGCAUCGUACUGGUUACCAUGAUGUCUGCCCUCACAGGAUUCGCCUACGCCACUUUACAGACUUUACCUUACACGCUGACCUGCCACUACCACAAGGAAAAGGAAGUUUACAUGCCAAAAGCAAAAACCAAAAAUCUGCAGAAUAAUGGAAUCACAAUCACGCGGGAGUCUGUGUAUCUCGCGCCAGAAGAGGAAUGCACCAUGAACCACCCAGAGAACACGCACCACUGCUUCAGACCAGACAGUGCCAGCUACUACACUGCUUGUAAUGGUUCCGCCCCAAGUCCCAGCUUCUCCAGCGAGGCCACACUUGGCCAUGGCACAGGCCUUAGCAACGGGGAAGAAGGGAAACAGGAGGAUUAUGGGAAGCGUGGCGUGGGGCUGGACUUUGCAAUUUUGGACAGCACUUUCCUACUCUCUCAGGUCUUUCCCUCUCUCUUCAUGGGCAUGAUAGUCCAGUUUACUGAGUCAGUGACGGCGUACAUAGCCUCUUCCACCAUCUUCGGCUUUAUCUCAAUUUAUUUAACCAACCACAUCGUAUUUGACCAAAAGGAUCUGAAGUUCUGACAGGAGAAUGGAACCAGGUGAUCAGCACAGUAAAAUGCCAACUGAUGGGCCUGACUUUUUGGAAAGGUCAAGUGUUGUUGGAGCGCUUUGCUGUCUUUCUAUUUUUUUUAAAAUGGGAUGCAUCUCUUCCAGUUUGUCCGAUUUAUGUGAUGUCAGUGAAAUUUUGUUGCCCCUUAAGUUUACACCACCUUUUCUUGUAUUUGUGUGUAUGUGUGUGUGACCGUAGAUGUCUACCCAAGUUAGCGUUUGUAUCCAGUGUUCUUACUUAAAAUUAGAAUUUCUUCCCAUCUUGUUUCGUUAAGCUUGGUUUCACAUUAUCAAAUAUUAGAAGUCCGUGGAAUUCAGAAGGCAUUAUCCUGGUUACAAGCAUUCAAACCUGCAGUAUUUGGGUAGCGAUUGUUUCUUGGUGACUGCAAUCAUUUGGGUGAAUGUGCAUGUGCUAAUACAAUCUGAAAUAAUAAGCCAACCAAUACUGUUGUAGUACCUAGUCAAUAAUUCUAGAAUGAAGAAAGUUGUUUUUUAUAUUUUUGUAGGAAAUUUGAUCUAAAGUUUGUUAGAACAGUUCUCUCUAUUUUUAUAUGGAAAUGCAUAUAUUUCUAUCCAUAUGGGAGGGUUUCACACAACCUUUUGGAGCAAGCUAGUGACUGUACUGUAUUAGUGCCAUUGCUAGCAUGAGGUUGGUGUGGAGAAAAAAGAAAAAAAACACAGCUUGUGUGUAACUUAUUUUAGAUAGAAAUAUGGCCUGGUAGACAUACUUUCUAAGGAUUAUUUUUUGCAUCUUCUAUUGAAAGCAAAUGUAAUUGUGGUUACAUUAAUCUGUAGUAUAAUCAUCAUACAUUUUGUGGUGUUAAAGUGUAAAAAUGUACAAUUUUUACAUGCAUGAUCAUUCAUUUUAACUAGAGUGUGAAAUAUUUAAAGUCCACGGUAUAAAAUAUUUUUUAGAGAAAGUAUACCAUCAUUUGUUUUAGUAAAUGUCUACAGGAUGGUCAUUUUUACACAGAUAUCACGGUUUAGUGCUGUGUGUGAUUUCUUUAAGGACUUCCCUGAGUAAAAGCAGGGGUGACAAUCUGAACUGUUCUGUAAACAUCUUCAGAAGGUCAUGCUCAGGCUAGCUCAGAAAGUAUAUGUAUGAGACAGACUAAUAGUUCUGGAAACUCAAAAAGCAAAGAAUCCAAGGCAGUAGAGAUUGUUUUCGGUACUGUUUCACAAAGCAAACAAAACAAAAACAUUUCUUAAUAUAAUCUUAAAUACAAGUAUGCAAACAUAUUGCUCAAAAUUGUCAGAAUUUCUUUACUUGUACUUGAAACCCCACCUACUGACCCAGGCCAACACAUACAGUUUCUGAAAACUGCAUUCAGUGGGUUUGGAUGCCAAUAAAUGCUGCACCAAGCUGAAAAGUGGACUUCCUAAAAAUAUUUUAGUUUGCUAUAAAAAUAUCUAUCUUUUAAAACCUGUUGUACUGAGAAUGUUACAAAUCAGACAGUCCCAGUUGAGAGAGAAGGUGCAUUCUUAUGCCCUUAAUGCUCUUAACUGUGUCAGUUGUGUGUUAAAUUGGCCUCUAAAUUCUUUUUAAUUCAGUCUGUUUAGCAUUUAUUCUGGUCCAUCCAAUGAAACACAAAGCAAUGGUUUUUCUAUGCUGCUCCAGCCUUCCAGACUUGAUUAGUUACAGUGUCUUUGCAGGAACCCUGGAGGAUGUAGGAAAUAGGAAUCUGUUAAUUUCUUGCAGAGGCACCCAAGCUGUCAGUGUUUGUUUUUAAGGACAUCAUUUCUGAUCUCAUACAGCACAAAAUGACUAAUUUAGUAUGUUUUCUCUCUUCCCUUGACGUUUGUACAGUAUUUUUCUGUAUGAAUACAGACUAAAAGUGGUGUUUGAAGAACUGUUUCUAUAUACAAAACCAUUUGAAAACCUAUGCACUUGGCCAAAUAAUGUAAAAACACUGUUUGACAACACUUGACCUUCAAAUAUAUGUAUGUACAUAGUCUAUGUCUUUUUAAGCCUUACGUCUUGCAGGUCUUUCAUCUCGGCUCCUAAAUCUUUCAGUACUUCAUUUUGUUAUUAACAAUUAAUCAUUCUAAUAAUUAACUAUUUCCAGAUGAUAUUUAUAAUACUACCACAGUACACAUUUAAUCUCAGAGACUGCGAUUUCCCAUAUGUAUUAAAAUGCACUUGUGUUAAAAAAAUAUGAAACCUCUAGAACUGAAAGAGGGUAGUAAAGUUCAACAUGUUAAAAAGUGCCUGAACAUAUUUCAACAUAUUUUUGUAAAUAUUUAUUUAUUAUCAUGAUUAUAAGCACAUAUUACAAACUAUUUUGCCUACUUAUUUUUUUUACAUCUGUAAGGGUGUAAGGGCAACAAGGGCUUGUUUCUGUGAAAAGAGGUUGUUAUUACUGUUUUUUUGUCUUUAGUCAUGGUACAGAAGGCAGCUUUUUCAAUGCUAUAAUUUAUUUUAAAAUUCAUACACCCUAUAUUCAUGCUGUCUGCCCAUGAUUUCAAGGUACUUUCCUGAACGAGCUAGCAAUGUCCGCUGCUACAAUUUAUUCUGAGAGAUCUCAGGAAGAAACAACCAGAAAACAGUAGGACCAAUUUUUUUUACUGACAAAAUACAUUGAAAAUUGUUGUUUGUCCUUGACUGGAAUGGUAUAAAUAAAAAAUAAAGUGUUUGUAAUGGAUAAAUACUAUGUGUAAUACGGUGCUAACCAACCUAAAAAUGAAAACUGAAUCUUUUCAUUUUAAGCCUUUAAAAAAAAACCUAAAUUAAAAUUUAUUAUCCAGUAUACAGGUUCAAUGAUGUAGCGCUGCUAACUUGUGGACUGAAAAUGAUCAUGAAUAGGGAAGAUAAAUCUGAAUUCAAGUUUUCAGAAACCAUACAUUUAGUUACAUUUAUGAAUGUGGUAUGUUUCGAUUAAUUUCUGUGUAAAUCCCUUCUUAAUGAUUAUAUAUAUAUAUAUUACAUUUUUGGUCACCUGCCCAAGGAUAUUUUUUUCCCCAAAACUUAAAUCAGGAAAAAAGUUCAUUUUAAUUUUGUGGUACCCUUUGUUUAUGCUUCUUUGAUAAUUCACAUUGUUUAGGAAAAUCGUUUAAAAGACAUCCAGUUUGAUUUUGUUAAAACAAAAGCCUAGCUCCUUGCUGGGAUCUGAAACUAAACUCUUCAGAGUCACUUUCUGGUUGUCAGGCAGCUAAUCUGCUUGCCUGCUUUCUAAAAAAAAAAAGUCCAGUUUCUUAAAACACAAAUUCAAAAGCCAAAACAGGCUUUACCACUAUUUCUCUCUCUCCUUGCUUAAGGCCUUUCCCUUUUGUUUCCGUCUUGGAUCUGGGACAAUUACACUGGUGACACUUCCCUUCAAACCCAAGGAAAGUUUUCUCCUUAAUGUUCACUCAGUACCUAUGGGCCUCCAGGCUUGGCCAUUGAGGGGAAUUUAUGUGGCAGUCUGUUCCCAUCUGUUAGGUGUUUCUGCCACUUAUAGUGUCUUCAAAAGUACUGACAAAGACAACCCACUGGGCUUUCUCAGGAUCAAGAGUGAAACACUGACCAAAGGAAACGGGUAGAAACUAAGAGAGAGCAUUUAAAGGGGAACUGCAACACUAUUUUUAUAUUUUGGGGUUAGAAAGAAUCACCAUUGAUGAGUGCCUUUCAAACCACAGUAAAAGUAAUGUAUACAGUAACGUAAACAGUCAGAUGAUGUGUGCGGCCUUAUGACAUUGCAAACAGGCAUGCUUGUGAAUGCAGCUCUUUUAAUCCCAUAGAAAUAUUGCUUUCAAUUUUGAUACACUUUAGCCAAUAAAUACUACCUGCUUGUUAACGUUGCAUGCAAAUCAUGUUGAAACGUUUCUGUGGUGAAAUGUCUGCUGUCUUUUAUUUGCUCGUACAUUGCAUUAAUCAUUACAGUGACUAGUGAGCAAGAAGGGCUGAUUCACGUCGUCAUUUGUGGGAAGUCAACUGCCAGUUUGCCCAACAUGGAGACUUGCAGUACUUUCACAAAGUUAACGAUUUUAUGCCUAAUUCUCAAUUUAUAAAUUUUUUCUAUAACGUAUAUGAAUUAAUUUUGUUACCAAGAUUUAAUAAGGAAUUGGGACUGCAGUUCCCCUUUAAGAGCCAGAAAAGGCAUUUUUGAACACAAAGGGUUGUGAGAAUGUAGAACAAGCUAAUUUCUUCAGUAAAGGGUUCAAUGAGGUUCUCUUAUUGUAUGAACCAUUCUUAUGUUUUCACACACAUUUGAUCCUUAGCCUUAGUUUGUUGCUUACUGCCUCACUAGUAAGUAUGGGAUUUUAGUAAGGUGAAUAAGAGGACUGAGGAAAUGAAACGAUUCAAAGACUCUAAAGUUUGUAAUGGUUGUUUUUCUCACUUAUUUCCAAAGUUUCUGUACUAUUUGAUUAUCCUUUUUGAGCUCAAACAGUACAUCAUUUUCCUUUUGGCCAUCUCCUUACCACAUUUCACUUCUAGUUCCCAUAUUGAAGAUCAGUGGUCCCUGCUCUUCUUCAUAGUUUAUCUGAACAGAAAAACAACACUUCUGUGAAAGACUUCAUAGCCUAUGAUUAAUUCAGGAGGUAUUUUAUCAUUCUAAAAUGACUGGCUAAACUUCUGGAACUAUUGGAAGUUUUAAGAGUAAUUUUAAAAUGACUUUCUUGAAAAUUAUGAGACUCAUUUUAGGAUUUAGUUAAUUUGAAUAACACAAAGAUGGGCAGAAAGUACUUAGAAAUGUAAUUUUGUUGAAGAACACAGUACCUUUUGAAUAUACAAUUUUAGAUUAGGGUAUGUUACAAUGAUUCUGAUCCUGUGUCUUUAUAUUCUUUAACCACUUUAUCUGGAUAAUUUAUAGUACAAAUUAAUUUUUAAAAAUUGGCUAAAAGGCUACUUUUUUUAAACACUUUUAAAUUUAUUUUCAAGGAUGUCGCUUAACCCUGCUUGUGUGUAACUUUUUUCUUAUUCUAAUUUACCGGCAGCAACUUUUUUCUCUUUUGCUCAAAGGUCCACAUCAAAGUAUUGUGGGUGGUAUGCCAACAGCCAGUGAUGUUCAAAAUAGUUUAUUUGAUUAUUUUUAAUUAGUUACUUAAACUUCUGUGUUAUGUGCCAGGCUGAUCGAAUCAGGGAACUUUAUAAGAAGGGCCUACUCAUUAUAAAAGACCUUUAAGUUAUCAAAUAAGGUUGUUUUUUGCAACAUGGUAUUUCAAAUGUGUUAGCAUAACACCUACUGUCUUUCGUAUUUGCAGGGUCUGUAAGUUGCAGUAUUGUCUUGAAAAUAUUGUGGGCCUAUAUUUUAUAGCACAAGUAAUGUUAUGCACAACAGCCUGUGUCAUUUUGUUCUGGGUUGUCCGUACAACAAUGCUUUCACCACAAAUCAUUUAAGUGGCAAUAAAUCUAUUGAAAUA
This is a messenger RNA of Lepisosteus oculatus (spotted gar), 7484 nucleotides long. Its product is annotated as solute carrier family 45 member 3. NCBI's taxonomy places the organism in Eukaryota, Metazoa, Chordata, Actinopteri, Semionotiformes, Lepisosteidae. Gene Ontology annotation, biological process: transmembrane transport. Gene Ontology annotation, molecular function: sucrose:proton symporter activity. The record is from RefSeq and is a predicted model, not a curated record. Gene Ontology annotation, cellular component: membrane.